Molecule: messenger RNA, 700 nt
Organism: Macadamia integrifolia
Lineage: Eukaryota; Viridiplantae; Streptophyta; Magnoliopsida; Proteales; Proteaceae
Product: flowering-promoting factor 1-like
Exons: 1
Coding region: 114-419 (101 amino acids)
Biological process (GO): regulation of flower development
Source: RefSeq, a predicted model, not a curated record
UCUCACCUUCAACAAGGCUUCUUCAGAAGUUCCUUCAUCGCUCGUUAUCUUUUUAUUUCUUCUUCUUUUUUGUUUGUUGUCCUUACAAGAAACAAAAGAAAGAAAGAAAGAAAAUGUCUGGAGUUUGGGUGUUCAAGAAUGGCGUGAUUCGGCUAGUGGAGAACCCAGCAGGUGAGAGGAAGGUGCUGGUUCACGUACCCACAGGAGAAGUCAUCUCAUCCUACUCUUCCCUUGAGAGAAUUCUGAGAGGGUUAGGAUGGGAGAGGUACUACCAAGAUCCUGACCUCCUCCAAUUCCACAAGACCUCCUCACUUGAUCUCAUCUCUCUCCCAAGGGAUUUCUCCAACUUCAAGUCAAUACAUAUGUAUGACAUCGUUGUUAAAAACCCUAAUAUAUUCCAUGUCCGCGACAAUAUGUAAGUUCCUACAUAUACAGUACUUAGGCCAGGUUUCUUAUUCCUUGUGUGUGUGUGUGCGUGUGUACCUCAUAUGAGGAAUGUGUUAACUAGAGUCCAAACCUCAAACCUUUUUAAGUCUCUCUGUGUGCUCACCCUAACUAGCAAGGAGUUUGAAGAUAUAUUACAACCAUUACUACUACAUGUUGGCUACUUUUCAUGUCUGUGUUCGGUUUCUUUUUGUUAAUAAAUUUGAUCACAAGUACGAGAUGUAAUCCAUCUUGAGUGAAGUACUUGUUUAUGAAA